Molecule: messenger RNA, 3305 nt
Organism: Spizellomyces punctatus DAOM BR117
Lineage: Eukaryota; Fungi; Chytridiomycota; Chytridiomycetes; Spizellomycetales; Spizellomycetaceae
Exons: 16
Coding region: 1-2301 (766 amino acids)
Biological process (GO): DNA replication; DNA repair; mRNA splicing, via spliceosome
Cellular component (GO): post-mRNA release spliceosomal complex; nucleus
Molecular function (GO): RNA lariat debranching enzyme activator activity; zinc ion binding; DNA binding
Source: RefSeq, a predicted model, not a curated record
AUGAGUCAUUAUGACUCAUGUAUCCGAAGGACUGAACUCGCUGAAGAGCUGAGUUUUGUCCAAACCAUCCACACCGAGAUCAGCAGCAUCAUGGAGGUCCAACCGCGCGUUAAUUCGGCUGUAAUACCUAAAUGCCAAGGAAGAGUUGUGAGACUGGUGGGCAAGAUGCUGGCGAUGAACCCGGCCACUGGAGAGGCUCUGAUCGAAGCAUGUGAUCGAGGACAGGUUACGGUACUGGUAUCACAGGGAUCAUCACUGGCCCAGAGUACCGGAUCUGUAGUGGAAGUAAUAGGACGAGUUCAACCGAAUUCGGUGAUAGGGGAGAUUAAUUCGACGCAAUUUGAUGAGAAAUGGGAUCCCGAAGCAUACAAUAAGAUGUCGCAUCAUCCUUUGGGGUCGCCGGGGUAUGGGACAAUGGCAAAACCCGUGAAAGCUCUGGUUAUUGGAGCGUUGAACGGAAACUUCAAGCAAGCUUUGAUAAAGAUUAAUGGAAUUAACGCUAAGCACGGCCCCUUUGACCUGCUUCUUUGUGUGGGGGAUUUCUUUGGUGCGGAUGAGACGGACAACGCAGCGGUAAAAGAGCUGCUGGAAGGCGAUAUAUCAGUGCCAGUGCCCACGUACAUUAUUGCUGGUCGCCAUACCCUUCCAAAGCCUGUGCUCGAAGCCGUGGAGAACAAUGGCGGGGAAAUUUGUAACAACUUGGUUUUCUUGGGCAACAGUGGAGUGAUGACCACGGUUCAGGGAUUGAAGAUAGCGUACUUGAGUGGUACAUACGAUGCAAAGUCUUACCCAAGCGGAGUAGAUCAAGCACCAGAUCAGACAGCGAUGCACUAUACAGAGACGACUGUCCGGUCAUUGAGCAGCUCAGGGACUGGAUCCGUGCAUGGUUCUACUGGUGUCGAUAUUUUCAUUACCACUGAAUGGGCUGAGGGGAUUACCCAAGGAUCUGCGGCAGCCUCAAAACUUCCAGAAGGAACAGAUCCAAGAAGCUCAAAACCUGUUGCCGACCUUGCCGUGGCAUUGCAGCCACGAUACCACUUUGCAGGAUCAGCGGGGGUGUUCUUUGAGCGUGAACCAUACAGUAACAGGGGUUCGGCUGGGCAUGUGACUAGAUUCAUCGGGCUUGGCGAGUUUGGAGCCGCAAACAAACAGCGGUGGUUCUAUGCAAUGAACAUCGUGCCGUUGUCCCAAAUGGAAAGCUCGCAGUUGAAUGUAAAACCCCCGAAUACAACCACAUGUCCGUUACCAUUCGGCAAUACAUCUAAAAAGCGGGCGCUGGAUGAGGUUCCGGACAGUUUCUUUUUCAAUAAUGCGGGAGCGCGGGGAGGCCAGAAACGACAGGCCAAUGGUCGACCACCACCACGUAAAUACGUAUGCCAUCGAUGCCAGCAGCCAGGCCAUUGGCUGGAGGAUUGUCCUGUCAAUCCUAAAGAACUCACUCGAACGCCGCCUGAAAAAUAUGUCUGUCGCUUGUGCAAUGUUCCCGGGCAUUAUAUUAACGACUGUCCCCAUGCUGAUCGAAACCUGCGAGGACCCAAAGCCACAGAUACGAUAUUAAACCGCGAUGCCGGGCAAUGUUGGUUUUGCUUGUCAAAUCCAGCAUUGGAAAAGCAGUUGAUUGUUUCGAUUGGUUCCGAGGUGUACUUGACACUCGCAAAGGGGGGUUUGGUGGAUUGGGGUGGACAUAUGCUGGUUGUGCCGAUAGCACAUUAUACAAGCAUGCGUCAAAUGCAGACGCUGGACGGAGCGGAAGGUGCCACAGCGCAGGCGGCGUUGGCGGAAAUGGAGAAAUUCAAAUCUGCAUUGCGGGAUAUGUAUACCGCUCGAGGAGAUAUAAUGGUUUGCUUUGAAAUUUUUGGUGGCGGUGGAAAUGCGGAUGUGAUGCGCAUGCAGCAUAUGCACUUGCAGCUCGUGCCAUUACCGGCGGAUUUGUUACCGGAUCUGGAAAAGGUAUUCCUUGAAGAGGCUGCUGCGGAGGGCUUGGAGGUUGUACAAGAUGGACGUCUACCGGAUGCAGUUACCGCACCCUACUGUCGCGUAGAAAUUCCAGCAACUGAACAAACGCGCGUAUUUGUAUUUCGUCCAUCUGCAGCAAAGGUGGAAGAAGUGAGGAAGCUGACUCUGGAAGCUGCGCAGGGUGGCAGACGUCCACCUCGUGUAAUGAACUUGCAGUUUGGAAGAAAAGUGUUAUCAACACUGCUUGGCAAGCCCGAUCGUAUUAAUUGGAAGAACUGUAUUUUACCGGAAACAGAAGAGCAAAGGCUAACAGAAGAGAUGCGAAGACUAGUAAAAUUAGGCUGAUUCAUAAUUAUCAUCUUACAAGGCGGGUAUAAAAACUAGCGUAACAUGUACAAAGGCAACGUCUAAGAGUGUUUUGCCUGCCCAUCUGCAAAACACCGCGGCUGAUAAUGGCUGAAGGAAUAAUGUAUCGGAAUAAUAGGUGGAGGGAACAAGAGGUGAUCCGCCUCAGAGCGAUGGGCCACCUCCUCUGCGACAGACAAAUAAUGCUGCCUUUAAGGCUCGGGUACACCCAUGUUUCCCUUUCGCAGAUGCGUUUCCAGUCCGUCCUUGAACCCCUGCUCCACCGCCUUUGCUUCCUCAACCAGCUUUUCGACAAUGGUUUCCAAACCUUGUCGUCCGCGAGCAGCGUUUUUAUGGAAUGAAUUGACCGCGCUCUCUUCCACCAGUUUAGCUCCGUAGCUCAACACUCCCAUUGCGCUCACGGCCGCCUGUUGCGUAAAAACUGUCUUCCCUUCUGGAUGUUCUGGGUCCGCUUUGUACUCGCACUUCUCCUCCAAGUUUAUGAACGAUCGCAUGCUUAGGUUUGUCGAUAUCGCUGUAUAUGUCUGCGAUCGGGGGUCCAGAUAGGAGAUCUCUCUAAAGUAGGCCACUUCUGGGAUGGGAAGGAUACGACGUAGGAGGGCUGGUGCAGAUUGUUUGCAACAGAGAAGACGUUCGGUUGUGAGAAUGCCCGUUUCUGGAUCUACAGACCGAUCGAGCACGUCCACGGAGAGGACGUGUGAGGAGUAUUGGUUUGGAUACUUUUGCCAAUUUGCUAGCGUGAGGGUGCACCAAGGAUGGGCAAAGAGGUAUUCGGUUUCAAAGAGCUUCAUUUUCAGCGACGACGGCGGGAAACACGCUAGUAGGGGAUGAGGACAAUCGGUACUUGCAGGCACGUCUUACAAUGGAGAACUAGCUCUACGCGGCAACGUCUUCAACGCACGGAAGUAACUUGCUUUUCGUUGGCAGCUCGUCGUCCUUUUGACAGUCUCCGUCGCCACCGCACAGAAAGUUGCUCUUUUUUU